Messenger RNA from Anoplophora glabripennis (Asian longhorned beetle), 1832 nucleotides. RefSeq lists its product as uncharacterized. The transcript is spliced from 8 exons. The record is from RefSeq and is a predicted model, not a curated record. NCBI's taxonomy places the organism in Eukaryota, Metazoa, Arthropoda, Insecta, Coleoptera, Cerambycidae. Bases 17 to 1156 code for a protein of 379 amino acids.
UAUAUUUGGGUGGUCUAUGUUUGGCCCAUGUAAUCUAUGGGUUGGCCCUGUCAAGUUAAUAAUUCCAGUUCAUUCCAUUUAUAGUGAUUUUAUAAGAAUGGCGAAUAAAGGAAAAUUUAUCGACAGAUCACCUAUAAUACAAGCUGCGGGGAAGUCUUCAGGAGUAGACGAGGACACUGUAUCAUCCAGUUUUGACGAUUUACAAGUUACUGCACAUGAAAGUUUCUGGGAAAAGGAAGUCGAGCCGACAACUCAAGAAUUGGUGUCUACCAAUUCAAAACCUCCAUAUAAAGUGAUUUGGGACAAGCGUGCUACACAUGAAAGGUAUAAGAAGACUCACGAUGACUUUAACCCAUCUGAGAGGAUGACCAGAGGGUACGAUGAUCACUUUGAUCCUGCUCAGAAAUUUGAAGGUAAAACACAAUACGAUGCAAGAGGCAUAUGGGUGAGGUGUGCCUGCGAGUGGCACAGCCACGAACCCAUAAUUUCCUCCGAUCAGAUCCAAGCGAAUUUCAACAAACGAACAAAAUCACAACUGGGAGAGGUCUUAGCUCCUAAUUGCAACUUAGACUGUGUCCCAAGGGGUCACAGUUUCGGAAGAGUAAAGCCUAAGUCAUCCAACGGCACUUCCGAUUUGAUAACUGACUCGAAUCAGUCUUCAUGUUUGUUUAAACGAGACUUCUACAAGUGGCUAGGGUCCUUGAACGAUUUAAAAUUGUCGUUGAAGCACAGAAGCGAUGAGGAUUUUCAAUUCAACGAUUUCUGUGACAAAGCCCAGCAUUUUGACAAAGAGGAAACCGGAUGGUUGCCAGUAGACACGUUUUUCGAACUGUGUAUGUGUCACAAACUCACUUUCCCUAAGGAAGACAUCGAAUCCCUUAUGAGGAUCCUGGGUGUUAUUGUAGACGACAAAGUCGAUUAUAAAAGAUUCAUUGAAAUAAUUGAUGUUGAUUCGCCAUCGUUCCAAAUAAUGGAGUUUCAUGAUAUACCCAAGACAAGCAGGUACUACGUGGGACCAGAUCAGGCUGCAACUUACGACUACAUGAUAAUGGACAGUUCAGGCAUGCACGCAGCUGGAUUACCGUCUGUCCAUUCUGAUCAUUUUCACAUUUCUACAAAACUGGCAGUGGACGAGCAAAAAUUUGAGAAAAAGUAAUACAUUUAUAUGUGGUGAAAAUAUUCGCUAAACUAACACAAGCUUUCCUUGUAUUCCUCUAACUUAAAAGAAAAAAAAAAUACUUAAUUUAGAUUUAAAUGCAUUUAAAUUCAUCGCAUUUGGUAGCUAUAUUGUCACUGAAAAGUGAUUACUUGGCUAGUAUUUAUAUUUAAAAUGAAAUAAUAUAGUUGUAUACUCAAAAAUGUAAACAAGCAUUUCAUGUAUUAAUAAAUUUGCAACAAUUAAAAUGGUGUUUUUUGAACUUUCUACAAGAAAAUUUGCAUUUAGGUAAGUAUACCUCCUCAAAAUAUAAUAUAUGAUUUUAAUAAAGUAGUAAAAGUUUAUAUGUAACAAUGUUCGGGAUCCAGGAGUGGUUGUCUGAUGUGGCCCCACGUUGGGCGCCAUGUUCAGAAUCCGGGAGUGGUCUUGUUUGGAUGUGAAGUUCGACUUGUUUCUCUCCAUGGAACGAGACAUUUAUUUUUAUUUCACGUUUGUCCCUUUCUAUCCAGAAAGGUCGAGAGGUAGGUAACCAUAGGAAAAUCAAAAUGUAUUACUUAUUUGACUCGAAGGCACUAAACUCAAAACUAACUGGAUUCAAAACUGAAUUAAAUUGCAACUGCUAGGGAAUGUACGGAACUGAACUGACCAAAUUCAAGAACUGAAGUGAACUGAAUUC